AUGGCUAUCACUUCAUUUGUAAGCUUUCUUCUAUCUUUACUCGUGAUCUUAGUUCAGGCAAAGGGAAGAAAUGCUUCAACUUGUCCAAAGUCCUUUUCAUGUGGAAAUUUUACUGACCUGAAAUUUCCUUACUCUCUUCCCACACAACCCGAUUGUGGAAUAAUAUUCAUGUCUGGUUGUGAUGCUAAACCAUUUCCAAGAAUCCAACUAGUUCCUGGAGGAGAAUGGUACUAUGCUUUAGAGAUGCAUGAUUCAUCAGUUUGGCUUGGUGACCGGAAGCUUCAAACAACGUUGACACAACACAAGUGCCAGGCGUUUAACAAAACUUUCUCCCUUCCAUACUCUCCUUCUAUUUCUUUCAAUAUGAUUAAUAGUAACAACUUCUUCAAAUGCAGCAGUAGCAGUAAUAAUGUCCAUAACAUUACGCAGAAGAAGAACAAUCAUUUUGUGGGUUAUAAUAUGUACAGUGGCUGUGAAGGCUUUAGCAUAUAUUACAAGCUUUCCGAUGAAUACAUAGGAGCAGACACUAUUCCUACCAACUGUUCACUUAUCAGAUUGCCGAUUCAGUCAGGUCAUGGUGAUUUGUUCAACAGGUUAGGUCCCGAAAUUCUAGUAGAAUGGAAACUGUCUGAUGAAUGUAAUGAAUGUCAUUAUGGUGGAGGUCAAUGCCAGACUGAUAAAACCAACAAAUUUUCUUGUCAUAAAGUUGAGGGAACAAAAUUUUCUCUGAUGGGGCAUGAUUUCAUUUUUUUUACCACAGGUGCAAGUUUGUCUACUGUUGGACUGUUGGCUUUACUACUCUUUUGCUUCAGAGAAAAAAAGUUGUGGUACAAAUACCUCAUCAGGUUAUGGGAAUCUAAUGCUGAGGAUCACCAAAAAGUUGAAGAAUUCUUAAAGAAUUAUGGAUCAUAUGCUCCAAACAGAUACAAUUAUACAGACAUCAAACGGAUCACCAAUCGCUUCAGAAGCAGACUAGGCCAAGGAGGAUUUGGUAAAGUAUACAGAGGAAGUUUGCGUAACGGGAGUCAAGUGGCAGUAAAGGUCCUGAAUGAACUAAAAGGCAGUGGUGAAGAUUUCAUUAACGAAGUGGCAAGUAUUAGCAGAACAUCACAUGUUAACGUUGUGAGCCUUGUGGGAUUUUGUUUUGAGGGUCACAAAAGAGCUCUUGUGUAUGAGUUCAUGCCAAAUGGAUCUCUUGAAAAGUUUAUCUAUGAGGAAAGAUCUAAUGGAGUUCGCCAAUUAGGCUGGCCAAUAUUGUACAAAAUUGCAUUAGGCAUUGCUCGAGGAUUAGAGUACUUGCACCGUGGUUGUAACACUCGGAUUUUGCAUUUUGAUAUAAAGCCUCAUAAUAUCCUACUUGAUGAAGAUUUUUGUCCUAAGAUCUCUGACUUUGGUCUAGCCAAAAUGUGCAUGAAACAAGAGAGCAUUGUGUCAAUGUUAGGUCCACGAGGGACUAUCGGUUAUAUUGCUCCAGAAAUUGUUUGUAGAAACUUGGGAGGUGUGUCUCACAAGUCUGAUGUCUAUAGCUAUGGGAUGAUGGUCCUAGAGAUGGUUGGAGGAAGAAAGAAUGUUGAUGUUAGAGUUGAUCGCACGAGUGAAAUCUACUUUCCACAUUGGCUCUAUCGACGAAUUGAACUAGACGAAGAGCUUCAAUUAAUCGGAAUAAUGAAUGAAGAGGAGAACGAAUGUGCAAGAAAGAUGGUGAUAGCGAGUUUAUGGUGCAUACAGACUGAUCCCUCAAAUCGACCAUCGAUGAGCAAGGUUGUGGAAAUGUUAGAAGGGAAACUAGACUCUUUGCAAAUGCCUCACAAGCCUUAUCUAUUUUCUCCCUCAAGAUCAGAGGUAGAUUCAUCAAUAAUAGAACUGACAACAACAACAUAGCCAGUAUAGUCCCACAAGGGGGGUGUGAGAAGG
Molecule: messenger RNA, 1914 nt
Organism: Solanum stenotomum
Lineage: Eukaryota; Viridiplantae; Streptophyta; Magnoliopsida; Solanales; Solanaceae
Product: rust resistance kinase Lr10-like
Exons: 2
Coding region: 1-1881 (626 amino acids)
Biological process (GO): protein phosphorylation
Molecular function (GO): ATP binding; protein kinase activity
Source: RefSeq, a predicted model, not a curated record